Messenger RNA from Nestor notabilis (Kea), 628 nucleotides. RefSeq names its product zinc finger protein 497-like. The record is from RefSeq and is a predicted model, not a curated record. The annotation marks the transcript as partial. Gene Ontology annotation, molecular function: DNA-binding transcription factor activity; RNA polymerase II cis-regulatory region sequence-specific DNA binding. The transcript has a single exon. NCBI's taxonomy places the organism in Eukaryota, Metazoa, Chordata, Aves, Psittaciformes, Psittacidae. Gene Ontology annotation, biological process: regulation of transcription by RNA polymerase II.
UGCCGCGUCCGGCUCGGCCACCCCAAGCCCUACAAGUGCCCCGAGUGUGGCAAAGCCUUUGGCCAGAGCUCCAAGCUCCUGAGGCACCAAGUGACCCACAGCGGGGAGAAGCCCUUCGCGUGUCCCGAGUGCGGGAAGAUCUUCAGCCAAAGCUCCAACCUGGUGGAGCACCGUCGGAUCCACGCGGCUGGAGAGCCCCAUCUCUGCCCUCUCUGUGGCAAAGCCUUUGCUCUGGGGUCCUACCUGGCCAAGCAUCGCUUGACCCAUAGCGGAGAACGGCCCUUCCGGUGUCUGGAAUGUGGGAAGAGCUUCAGGCAAAGCUCCAACCUUCUCCAGCACCACCGUGUCCACAGCGGGGAGAAGCCCUUCACGUGUGGGCAAUGCGGGAAGAGCUUCGGGCAGAAUUCCCACCUGGCCAACAUAGCGGAGACCGGCCCUUCCGGUGCCUGGAAUGCGGGAAGAGCUUCAGGCAAAGCUCCAACCUUCUGGAACACCAACACGUCCACACCGGGGAGAGGCCCUUCCGCUGCGGGCAAUGCGGGAAGAGCUUCGGAUGGAGCUCGGCCUUCAGCAAGCACCAGCGCACGCACCUCGGCUGAGGGCAUCUGCCGGGGCUUCGGCACGGGAG